Micropterus dolomieu (smallmouth bass) is the source of this 5421-nucleotide messenger RNA. It is a transcript of the gene unc119a2, whose product is annotated as unc-119 homolog b (C. elegans). The record is from RefSeq and is a predicted model, not a curated record. The transcript is spliced from 5 exons. Gene Ontology annotation, biological process: visual perception; mitotic cytokinesis; positive regulation of protein tyrosine kinase activity. Gene Ontology annotation, molecular function: lipid binding. Bases 464 to 1216 code for a protein of 250 amino acids. Gene Ontology annotation, cellular component: spindle pole; intercellular bridge; spindle midzone. Lineage: Eukaryota; Metazoa; Chordata; Actinopteri; Centrarchiformes; Centrarchidae.
AUUAUUUCACGCAAUCUUUGUUGUUUUGAUUUCUGCGCGCAUGUGUCGCUUUUAGCGCAGAUUGCGCGCAGAAGCACCAGCCGCUUUCUGUCAGCCACACAGGGCGCUGCUCACGGCUGCAACUGAGACGUUCCCCCCCUCCCCGUGACAGCCACGGCCAUCUGCUGACGGUUUUUCAGUUUCAAGUCCAGCUGAUUAUUUCCCACAGACUUAUAGCUUCACUUGACACAACCGAAAUAGCGUCGCGGGAGAGCAGCUGCGCAGAAAGGCAGCAGAAAGCAGAUCGCUCUCCUCCACCCGUCUGCGGAGACAGACUGCAGGCUCAUAAAGACGAAGCGGAUUUGAAUUAAGCACCGGAUAACAGACAACAACUGUGCAUCCUCCGGUGAGGGAGGGGGUGAGGGAGGCAACUGUUUUGUAUCUUGCAAGCCCAGGGUUAGGAGAGGGGGAGGAGGAGCGGAGAAUGAGCUAUUCUUGUACCAGCAGAGGCAACAGCCAGGACCCGUCAAGCGUUAAGAAGCCUGCCGGUAAUAAUAAUCCAGGCAGAGACACCGGAGGCGCAGACAGCAGCAGUAACGGCAGCCCAAAGCAAACUGCGGCGAUGAAAGUGAAGAAAGGCUGCAACUCGACCGACGUGGGAGUCCCGGUGACCGCGGAGGAGGACCUGCUCGCCAGCACGGUGAUCACUCCGGAGGAUGUUCUGGGCUUGCAGAAGAUCACAGAGAAUUAUCUGUGCAGCCCGAACGAGAACAUUUACAACAUUGACUUCACCAGGUUCAAGAUCAGAGACAUGGAAACCGGCACAGUGCUGUUUGAAAUCACCAAACCUCCAUCCACAGGAGAGAGGAGGGACAUUGACCCAAACGCCGGCAGAUUUGUCCGUUACCAGUUCACUCCCGCUUUUCUCCGACUGCGGCAAGUUGGAGCCACUGUGGAGUUCACGGUCGGAGACAUGCCGAUAGAAAACUUCAGGAUGAUCGAGAGACAUUAUUUCAGAGAGAAGUUGCUUAAGAGUUUUGACUUUGAGUUCGGCUUCUGCAUGCCCAGCAGCAAGAACACCUGUGAACACAUCUAUGAAUUCCCACCUCUGUCAGAGGACAGCAUCAGAGAGAUGGUCCUGCACCCGUAUGAGACACAGUCCGACAGCUUCUACUUUGUGGACAAUAAGCUGGUGAUGCACAACAAGGCGGACUACUCGUACAACGGUGGGACGUAGAGACGACACACCGACACGAGAGCCAGGUGGAUGUAGGGACUGACCUGACGGACGAUCAGCGUACACUGGUGGGGUUAAUAUCCUGUCAAUCCAGUAGUCUCCCGCUCUCUCUCUCUGUUUCUUUCUCUCUUUCUGUAUGUCUAUCUCCCACUGAGCGAAUGCCACCCAGAAAACGGCCGUACAGAUAUGUUGGGUGCAAUCUGUGUGUGUGUGUGUGUGUGUGUGUGUGUGUGUGUGUGUGUGUGUAUGUGUGUGUGUGUGUGUGUGUGUAAGCAUGUUUAAGUUUGUCAAAACUUUAAAAAGAGCCACAUGGACACAUGCAGUUGCAACAAAGUGUGUUUGUAAGAUGAUAAACCAGCAAGUAAGCAACUUUUUAGGAAAUAUCAGAUUACGCGUGUGUUCUCUUGCUUUUUGGAGUGUGUGUGUGUGUGUGUGUGUGUGUGUGUGUGUUUCUGUAUUUUGUAUGAUUGUUUGUGUGUGUCUGUAAGUAUGUCAGUUUGAAGCAUGAAUACUGGUCUGGUAAAAAUAAAUAAGAAUUUAAAUGUCAAUAAUGUGGUCAUCUGGUGGUCAAAUAGAUUUCCAAAACCUAUUAGCACAUGUUUAACGCAAUAGGCCGUAGUUAGUCAUUUUGAAUUUAUCAGACCUAUUUCCUGUUUCCUUAUCCCUUUGUUCCUUAUUUAUUUCUGGAGUUAUGUGACCUGUGUUAAUUGCAGGACAUAUGUGUUUAUUGUCUUUGCUCAAAGCACAACAUAGCGAGCCAACAAUAGGAACCUUGUAAAGGUGAUCUGAUCUGAUAUGACCAUGAACGUACUUCUUCAUCUGUGUACAAGCUGUACUUUUCCAGUCUUGUGUUACUUUGUUUAGGUGAUAAAAACAGUUGUUAAAAACUUUAAGUUGUACUUACCGUAUGUGUCCAAGCAAAGGUUUUGCUGUUUGGAAACUCUUCAUAAGAGAAGAAAAGGAAAACUUGGCUUUGUAAAUGUUUAUAUUUUUCAGUCAGAGAUUGGGGAAUGUAGCAGUAAAGUCAUUUUAAAGACCAAAUCACCCUUAAAUCUCAUAUGUUUCCUUGUUUGUGUGUAAUCUAAUGUUUCUGUGGCAGUCCUUAUAAUGUCCAUCUCUUAUGUCCAUUUUCUCAUUCUUUGUGUUGUUUCUCUGUUACCUGAUUUCUGCCUGAUCAGACAUUUCAUUGUUUUCACUCUGACACAUUCCAGUGAGUUAGGACCUUAGUUGUUGAUCUCUUGUUAUUUGAGGGCAUUUAUUACACAGAUCACACAGAUCAAUCAGUAACUGAACUGACUUGGGAUGCCCCUAAACUGUAACAUGCACACUUAGCUCUGUGUGUGUGUGUGUGUGUGUGUGUGUGUGUGUGUGUGUGUGUGUGUGUGUGUGUGUGUGUGUGCUGAAACACAACCUGACUCAAAAAGUAUCCAAGUCGUUCUUUUUCCCCAGCAUAUCUGCACAUAGUUUGCUCUCUCAAAAGCUACGUUCAGUCUGCAGGCCUUAAUGCCCAAUUCCGAUAUUUUGUGUUUGACAGUUCACAUUGUUGUUUAAAUGUGGCCCAUAUCAGACUCCAGUGUGAACUGUCCGCGGCCUAAAACAUGCAGGACUAGUGUGCCUCCAGGAGAGUGUUAAGAAACACUGCAGUAGGCAAUCCAAAAGUUUCAAUCGUCUGAAAAAUGCCAUCAAAGACUAUUGCUCAAGGAGAGACCGCAAUUCCACCCUUAAUGGUAAUAUUAAAGUGUUAUUAUUUGGCGCACUUCUUGUCGCCGGCACACAGUAAGCCUAGCCUAUUAUCAUUUGUUGUGCUGUACUAGGCUAAUUGGAGGAUGUAUCAAAAAACCAAUAAUACUAAACAAAUAAGCUGCAGUCAAUACAGAGUAAUACAGUAGACUACAAAACAACUAAGUUCAUUUUCGCGGGUCGCAGUCUCAACCUGUUCGGUCAAAACUGUGCGCACGAUAGGCCUAGUGGCUGAUGGUGGAGAAGUGCAGCCAUCCUGUAAGUCAUUCGAUGCGCAGCGUAGUUCAUUAGGAAAUUGUGUUCAUUUAAGUCUGUUUAUCUUGUUUAAUGUAAAUAAUAGUAUGUACUAAUUACAAUGAAAAAAACAUUAUUUGUGAUUCAAUAUAAUGGUUGUUGAUAAAUGAAUUAGGGACCCCCACAGAUGCAUGACUUUACUUCUUCCAUGGGGGCUCAGACCAUCCUUAUGGGAGCUGCGCUCCCACCUAACUCGAACCCUGCGAGCAACAGUAGGUUAGCUCUAGUUAGCUCAUGGGAGACUCCCGUUUUUCAUUGUCCUCUCACUGGUCACAUGUGAAUUAAAGUGUUCACACCUUCAUUACGGUUUCUGGCGCUGGACAACGCAUCUGCGCAUCUGCACCGCGGCUCCGUCUACAGCAGGACUGUGGGCCUUUCUCAUUUCCCAAAUUUGUCCCUCCUCGACUCCUUGUGGCUCGUCUCUCCCUCCCGAGAUGCGAGCUCGAGGAGUCGAGGAAACAGGCAUUAUGAAAUGAGAUAUAGCCUAGGCUACUUUCCUCGAAGCCGUCAUUUUAAAAGCGACCUCAAUUAAAGAUGACAUAUUGCACAGCUGCAUUAUCUGCCCACUGUUUGAGCCGCUGUGAUCUCUGUCAGAUGAGCAGACCAGCUUUUACAUUAAAUUUACAUUUAUUAAUUUAGCUGACGCUUUUAUCCAAAGCUUUUGGCACUAAAGGCUACAGAUCAUAUAUCUUCGCAAUCCAGAAACAUGUCUGUCAACAUUUUAAUACGCAGAAACAUUUUGAAGUUCCAAUAAACUUAAUAGAAUCUGUUGAAACAGUCACAGAUUAGACUACAGCAGCCUAAUCAUUCACUACACAGAAAUACAGUAGGCUAACGUCUUUUUUUGUGGUGCGGCUUUUGUCUGUAAACAGGAGAUAAUUUCAGCCCUCAGCUUGAUGAGGAGAGCGUCCAUCAUCAGUCCAUGAAAUGACAAGUAAAAUGUAUCUCGUAUAAUCCCAAAUAAAACUGUCAUCAGGACUCUACUGUUGGAAUGACCUGUGCAGACUACAUAUUGGGCGCUAUUAUUAUUAUACCAUGAAACACAGCAGAUCAGUGUUGAAUGCUCUGGUUCAUAUUAUAGCCUAAUAAUUUGACGUCAGCAGCUGUUUGCACUGUUUUCACUGUAGCUUUCCAGGUGAUUUCUCUAUUGUGUUGUAUUGAUGAAAGAGUGUUUUCCUUAAGAAUUUACUUUGAUGAUUAGAGAGGCUGCUGUCAGUAAUUUAAAUGUUUCCAUCCCUGAAACCAUGAAUUAACAUUCGAUCCUGUCACCGUGUUGGGAGAUUUUUAAUUAUUAAUUUAUGUUGCUGUGGCUCCUGCAUAAAUGCGCACAGCGUCCCUGGAGAGGCGCUUCACCCAGCCACUAUCCAGUGUUCAUUUUUACAGCCCUGCUUCCCAUCUGCAUAUCACAUUCAACAAUAACAACAUCAGUGAUAUCACAGUGAAAUGACAUUAAGGAAUGCAGUUAGAACAACUUUAUGAGGCGUUACACAAACUGUGAAGGACAGAGUUUGAUCGCGCAUUUGAUCAAUUUAAAUAACUAAACUAAUACAACUUAUGAAUACAACAGAACAGACUCAGGUCGCAUUUAAAGGUCCGAUCUGUAACUGGAAAAGAUCAGAUUCUAUGUGACUUGGCCUCAUAAAAAGAUCAGAUCUGAGUCACACAUGGGCAAAAAAAUCAGAUUUGGGUCACUUUGGCCUGCAGUCUGAACGUAUCAGUUUAGUUUCUGCGUUUGGUGACUUUAGUGGUUCUACUUGCAGCGAACUCAUGCCAUCUGAUACAUCAAGUGUGUGUGAAAAAAUGCUGCAUAUAGCCUACUUGUAGAGUGGGGUCUGUGAAGAACUGCAGCCAGCUGAAAAGGAAAUUACUUGGACUUGUGUGUUCACAUCAAUACAAGAAGAGUUUGUUUUUUGGGCCUGCAUAAGUUGCUGAUUGUGAGUUACAGGGAAUAAGGGUGAGAGACAAAGUGGCAAAAGUGCUAAAUGUAGUGAAAUGAACAGGAGGGGACUUGAUAUGUCAAAAAUGUAACAGAUAUCUAGAACAGAUGUAUUUAUGACUGACUGUAACUCAUGUACAAAUCAUUUUGAACUGAUGUAAAAUUUUUGACAAUUCAAAUGUUGAUGCGAAUGAACAAAAGUGAAAUAAAAAAUAAAAUAAUUUUUGAAAUAUCA